Electrophorus electricus (electric eel) is the source of this 3501-nucleotide messenger RNA. RefSeq names its product Rho GTPase activating protein 42a (gene arhgap42a). The record is from RefSeq and is a predicted model, not a curated record. Gene Ontology annotation, cellular component: cytoplasm. Gene Ontology annotation, molecular function: protein binding; GTPase activator activity. Gene Ontology annotation, biological process: signal transduction. Lineage: Eukaryota; Metazoa; Chordata; Actinopteri; Gymnotiformes; Gymnotidae.
UUCAAAAGUUCCAUAAGUUGCAAAGGUAGAGCAUUGCACGGAAGAAAGGAAACCAAAAGGCGAGGUUGACAAAUCGCACAAAAGCCUCUUUCAUAUUGUAUUUUAUUUUAACUCAUCGCUUCUUUUUACAAUGGGACUACCAGCUCUGGAAUUUAGCGAUUCUUUUUUGGACAGCCCCGACUUCAGAGACCGCCUGAAAUGUCACGAAUUUGAGUUGGAUCGUACGAAUAAAUUUAUAAAAGACCUUAUAAAAGAUGGGAACAUGCUUAUCAGUGCACUGAAAAAUCUUUCUGCGGCUGUACAGAGGUUUUCACAGUCCCUUCAGGAUUUCCAAUUUGAGUGCAUAGGUGAUGCAGAAACUGAUGAUGAGAUUAACAUUGCUCAGUCAUUAAAGGAAUUCUCUCAGUUAUUAAACACUGUUGAGGAGGAAAGACGACGACUUAUACAGAAUGCUGAUGACGUCUUGAUUACGCCGUUGGAGAAGUUUCGAAAGGAGCAAAUAGGUGCUGCCAAAGAAGGAAAGAAGAAGUUUGACAAAGAAACUGAGAAAUAUUAUAGUCUUCUGGAAAAACACCUAAAUCUGUCUUCUAAAAAGAAAGAGGCAUUUUUACAAGAGGCAGAUGCCCAGAUCAAUAAGGAGAGACAGGUUUUUUGUGAUGCUUCUCUUGAGUAUGUCUUCAAAAUCCAAGAAGUCCAAGAGCGAAAGAAAUUUGAGUUUGUGGAGCCGCUUCUGGCUUUCCUUCAAGGUCUGUUCACAUUCUAUCAUGAGGGCUAUGAACUGGCACAAGAAUUUGAGCCAUACAAGCAGCAACUGCAGUUCAACCUACAGAAUACAAGGAAUAACUUUGAGAGCACUAGACAGGAAGUAGAGAAUCUAAUGAAGAGGAUAAAGUCAGCAGAGCCAGACUUUAAAGCCCCUGGACAGUGGACUAUGGAGGGUUUUCUAUAUGUACAAGAGAAGCGACCCCUGGGCUUCACAUGGAGCCGACAUUAUUGCACAUAUGAGAAGGAGUCUAAAAUGUUCACCAUGAGCAACUCGGAGAUCAAAUCUGGAAGCAAACAGAAUGGACUGAUUAUGAGUCCACCUGAGAUAUUCAAACUGAAGACCUGCAUCAGGAGGAGGACAGACUCAAUUGACAAACGAUUCUGCUUUGACAUCGAAGUGAUGGAGAGAAAUAACACUUGUCAGGGGAUUCUAUUCAGUUCUCUUCAGUGUUUCUAUAAAGUCCGCCGGCAUGGCAUUAUCACUCUGCAGGCUCUGUCUGAGUCUAACAGGCGUCUGUGGAUGGAGGCUAUGGAUGGAAAAGAGCCGAUUUACACUCUUCCAGCACUUCUCAGCAAGAAAGAAGAAACAUACUUAAAUGUGGUGGGAUUUAACUUUGUGAGGAAGUGCAUUCACCUCGUGGAGACAAGAGGUAUCCAUACUAUGGGCUUAUACAGAAUAGGUGGAGUUAAUUCUAAAGUGCAGAGACUUAUGACCUCUGUAUUUGCUGCCAAAGCUCCUGCAGACAUGGAUCUCGACCCAGAUACGUGGGAUAAUAAGACCAUCACAAGUGGGCUCAAGAAUUACCUUAGGUGUCUGGCUGAACCUCUCUUAACCUACAGACUUCACAAAGACUUCAUCAUGGCAGUCAAGUCCGAUGACCAGAACUACAGGGUGCGGGCGGUCCAUGCCCUUGUGUAUAAGCUGCCUGACAAGAACAAAGAAAUGCUGGACAUCCUGAUCAAGCAUCUGCUUGUGGUUUCUACACACAGCCAAAAGAAUCUGAUGACUGUGUCUAACCUAGGUGUGAUAUUUGGCCCUACACUCAUGCGCGCUCAGGAGGAGACAGUGGCUGCCAUGAUGAACAUUAAGUUUCAAAACAUUGUGGUGGAGAUUCUCAUAGAGAAUUAUGAGAAGAUCUUCCACCAGGCCCCAGACCCCAACGUGCCCCUACCCCAGCCGCAGUGUCGCUCCAGCUCACGCCGCAGCAAGACCAUCUGCCUGUCUUCAGGCCCGCGCAAGUCCAGAGGCCUGUACCCACCAGCACUGUGCCUGGCCGAUGCUGACAGUGACACGUUCAGUAGCAGUCCCUGCAGCACACCCAUGGGCAGUCUGGAGUCCCUGUCCUCGCACUCAUCUGAGCAGAAUGGCUGCUCCAAGGCCAGCUCUCCAUCUCGCUCCAAACACAAGGUCUCGGGCAGUCUGUGUUGGACCACUCCUUCCCCAUCUUCCGACCGACCCAAGAGCCCAGCCGGCACCACCAGCCCUGACUCCAGCUCCAAGGAGGACACAGCAAAAACAGACGAGUGGGAGGAGGCCCUGAGCGCCCUUCCAACACAGCAGCGUUCUCCAGCUCCAGAGACGACCGACGGGUCCACGGUGCAGAGCCCAGAGGAGCAGAAAACAGGGCACCUGUCCACCUGCUCCUCCCUCACCUCACUCCAUAUCUCUGAGGGUUUCAGGAGCUGUCAUGGCUCAGUUCAGAGUUUGGUUUCCCACAGUAACAGAGACAGCCUGAAGUCACUCCCCUUACCAAAUAUCCCUCCUAAAGUCACAGCCAGGUGCAGACUGGACUCCUCAGCCAGCAACGGAUACCAAAGGCCCAACUCUUUGGUGGUCUCAAGAGCAGCUCUUUUUGAGAACCCAGUGGUCUCACAGCCGACCCCUGCUGGAAGGGAAGCCAAGGCCAUGUAUUCCUGCCAGGCAGAACAUAGUCACGAACUAAGCUUCCCCAAGGGGGCGCUUUUCUACAAUGUGUACCCCUCAGUGGAACCUGGGUGGCUCCAAGCAACAUAUAAUGGCAAAACUGGACUGAUCCCAGAGAAUUAUGUGGUGUUCCUUUAGCAAGGUCUUUAAGACAGACAAACAAAGUCCAUGGUAUCCAUGGUAACUAUUUCACCAGAAAUGGACCAGAAAAGUUUUUGUACAUCCAUUGUAUACAGUAUGUGAAUUGUUUAAAUACUUAGUUAAAAAUGUCUAUAACCUAAUUAUCAACAGCAGAGUAUAUAUGGCCCAUAGUACUUCAAGUUGUAGAUAUUAGAAAGUUUCUAAACAAAUAUUAAUAUUUUAUGAUGUUUCUGACUCACAUGUGUUUUGGCUCCAUAAGACCUAAGAUAUUUGUAGGUGGCUAAUCAUUCAGACUGGCUCUGACAUGUUGGACCAAUAAGCAUACAUAUAUUACAGCAGUAUAAAGUCUAUGCUUCUCAUAUUCUAUCUCUGUAAUGGUGGGAAAAGACUUGCAAUUAACAGUAUAAUGUUGUGGUACUGUUGAGAAGGACAAUAGAAAUUCUUCUGAAGUGACUCAGUACAACAUGCUGAUUUAAUUUUAUUAAGUUUUACAAAAUUAUGAUCCUGUGCAACUUCCACUUGAAAUGCCCAACAUAAAAUUUAUUGAUCAUGUAUGUUUGUUGCUGAGAUUACCAGAAGACAGUUACACAGUCAAGAAAUGAUUUUACUAAAACAAUGCAACUAUGAGUGUUCAUUUCUUCAUACAAUAAACAUACACAAUAGAUGCUGGU